AUGGGAGUCACGCUUGAUCAUUUGUUUGCACAUUUGCAGGGUCGGCUUCGGCGCUGGGAGUUGGAUCUGAAAGUAGGGGGCCAACAUGGGUCCAGCGGUCUGGACUCGCAGCUCGAGUCAGCUCCCGAAGAUCUUGGACUAUCUAUUGAAUUUCAGCUGAGAGCUUUGAAGCUUCAUCUCAGCCGCGUCGAGUCGCUGAUGAGUUCAUGCCACCAACUCCUUUUGACGUCGGAAAUGAUCAGCUCCCCCUCUGAAGAUGAACUACUGGACAAGAACGUUCUGAGCCUCUUGGACAAGCUCAAUUUCAAGCUUGAUCAAAUCAGUUUCACACUCGACAGGCUGCAGAAAUUCGCUGCCAAUCUUCUAUACCACACAGAGACGGGCCUUGGAUUGAAGAUUAUAGACUAUCGGCGACGACACGAUGAUUCCGCAUUCAAUCAAUCGGUUCGAGAUUAUGUAAAUACUCGUUAUCCCUCUAUCAGGCCAUCUCAAUACAGGUCCUCAGAGCUGAAGCAAUGUUUGGAGCCUACAGAGACGAGCUGCGAGCCUGAUCAGAAAACGGCAAAGGACCAGCUCGCGCAUUUACACGAGACUUUGGUCAACAUGAUUCUUUUCCGACAUUACCGAAAACUCUACGAGAGAGAAAACAUGGAAGAGCCGCUGAUGCCCCUCCCCGAAAAAAAGCCUUCCAGAGGAUCACAGGCCAUGGUCACGGUAGCCAGACGCGCCAGUGCCCUCGUCGAUACCGCACGGCAAAAAGGCAGCCAAAUCGCUGCUUUUGCCACAUCAUUAAACGAAAACGCCUCGGACGGGCGUCAGAUAGCCGUCCGCAAUUGGGAUCUUAGGGAGUCUAUUCUCAAUCGCAAUCUACAGCAGAAACAGGCCAAUGUCAACAGGCCUUGUACCAGCGAGGAGAACUUGACAUGUCCUGUCUGCGAUCAAGUGUAUUACUCCGACACCCUUCAAGGUGAGAACUGGAAACGCCACUUCAUCAUCAUCGAGGACAGCACGCCCAACGCGCGCGACGACCGCUGCGGCGAAGCAUAUUCAGCAUCUCUCUGCAACGGCAGCGACUGGAAGGAGCGCCUGCGCCAGCGCCACGGCACGGAAUGGCUUCCUCUCCGAGUGCCGCUGUUUUGGACCUGCUCGCUGUGCCGUCGCGUCCCGCGCAUGGAAAAGGCGUCGAGGGCGCUGAUGAUGGACGCCUUGAUCAGCCACAUGCUAGACGCGCGCGAAAAGAUUGGCGGGCAAGCCAUGCAAUCGAGCAUCGGCUGGACCACCGUCUUUUUGAUGCCGCCGAGCGAAACCUGUCCAAUCUGCGAGACGUGUCAUUUAUUAGACGGCACGACGACGACGACGCCAACGAAAGGUGGUGGUGGUGGUGGUGCCGUAGCCGCCGACGACGACGACGACGCUCAGGCCAAAAAGGCCCUCCAAGAAGCCAGAGAUGUUGCCUGGAAAAAGACGGAAGACUGCAUCGGCAAGCAUGUACUGGAGAUGGCGGUUCACUUUGCCCGAUAUCGUCGCGCUGCUUCAGACCAGGCGGUGGCGGUGGCGGCGGUGGUUCCCGGCACUACUAAUAAUAUGGAGAGGGCUGAAAAGAUGACGCUGCUAGCUCGAAAGGGCUUCAGAAAGGCUGCCAAGCGCUUGUCUACAGUUACCCAGGGCAUAAGAUCGUGA
Messenger RNA from Beauveria bassiana ARSEF 2860, 1680 nucleotides. RefSeq lists its product as uncharacterized. NCBI's taxonomy places the organism in Eukaryota, Fungi, Ascomycota, Sordariomycetes, Hypocreales, Cordycipitaceae. The transcript has 2 exons. Bases 1 to 1680 code for a protein of 559 amino acids. The record is from RefSeq and is a predicted model, not a curated record.